Molecule: messenger RNA, 1154 nt
Organism: Pocillopora meandrina
Lineage: Eukaryota; Metazoa; Cnidaria; Anthozoa; Scleractinia; Pocilloporidae
Source: the annotation of a GenBank genome assembly
AUGUCAAAAAUCUGUCAUCACAAUGAAAAACCAAGUGCGACCGGUUUGUUCACCAAAGGACAAAAUUUGGUCGCGGGCGGACAAACUUCAAAGAUGCCGUCGACUACCUCUGGAGCAGGCCAAAUUGAGACAAAUUUUGGAAAACAAUAGCGAGGGUGUUUUAAUUCGGAAAUGAUUUGACAGGUGAUAUGUAGCAGAGUCUCUAUGCUAUAGACUUCGCGGCAAAAUUGGUCACGUUCUCAUUUCGCAACAACAUGAAUCCAGGCACGGGCAACCAAUACUUUCCGUAUGAAAUGGGGCAACAAUAUCCUGAAUAUCCACCAGGAUGGAUAUAUCCGUUGCCUAGCACUUACAAUUUUAAUGAUCGAGGAACUGCAAGCCCAUCUCCUUCAACCGCAAGUUCUGGCUCGUUGUCAGAAUCCUUUCCGUUCGUCGAAGACGGCUCAAUGCCGGAAUCAUCCCAAACUUCUUCGCGCCGUACAUCUUCCGAGAACAAGAAGGCCCAGGAACGAUGGACUAAAGAUGAGGAAAAACUGUUAGUCCAACUAUGGGCUGAAAAACACGAUCAGUUGGAAAGCAGAGAGUGCAGGAAAACGUGGGCCUGGAUCGCUGAGAAGAUUUCGAAAGCGCUACAGUCCAACAAGACGGCCGACAAAUGUAUUCGGAAAAUGAAGUACAUCAUACAAAGAUACAAGAAUGCAAAAGAUUGGAACAAAAACCAAACAGGAGGAAACCUUAGGAAAUCCGUCUACUACGAUGAGGUCGAUAAGAUCCUUGGAUGCCGCGACCUAGUAACCUUCAAUAAUGUAGCCGAAGCGGGGAUCAGCGGCGAAAGUGCCCCCCAAGUUGUAGCUGAAUCAAGUGAUACUACUGGCGAGAACAGUACUUCAUCUAGCCCCAAUGUGCUACAAACUCCAGCUGAAAAGAGAAGAGCGUCAAAGAAAGGGAAACGAGCUUCGAAACGCAAAGCUCCUGAUAAUGACAGCGACGAAGAGUUCAAGAUGGCUCUAAAGGAUAUGAGGCAGCAGGGGGAGAAAGUUACAGCAUUUAUGGAUUCUUUGCAACAAUCACAGACGCAGCAGCUAGCCAUGAUGAACCAAUUUAUGGGCUCCAUUGUGAAAAUCAUUGGCCAACAGAAUGAGAAAGACAACUGA